This is a messenger RNA of Alternaria conjuncta, 810 nucleotides long. RefSeq lists its product as uncharacterized. The record is from RefSeq and is a predicted model, not a curated record. NCBI's taxonomy places the organism in Eukaryota, Fungi, Ascomycota, Dothideomycetes, Pleosporales, Pleosporaceae. The coding region runs from base 1 to 810 and encodes 269 amino acids. The transcript is spliced from 2 exons.
AUGUCAACAGGACAUCCUCAGGCUGAGCUCAGCAUCUCCGCAUCUGGAGCCGUUCCAUGCCCUGCGUACACAGCUAUCGAUCGCAUAUAUGUCGAAGGAGGGCUCUAUGUGAUAGGUGGUGUAAACGCACGUAUCAACCAGAGAGAACAGCCAGUAAGAUUUGGCGAGACCCGCGAUUACUCUGCCGUGUUCGAAUGGGUUGCCGAUCAGUUCGUCGCUUUCUACGAUGUAACAGACCACCGAGGUUGGCUAGUAGAUGGCGCUUCCGCAUUGCUCCACCUUGUGCGAACGUCUUUGCAGCUGGAAGAGAUCAACCCUGAAUCUACCUACCAUUGGGUCUUCGAGAAAGACAAGUUAGAAGACGACUGGGCAAAUUUCAGUGGACGUGCUGCGUCGAUACGUACACUGAAGAGUUGGAAGAAUCGUGCACUACCCGUCUACAUAAAGAACCAGACGUUCUCAAAUGGGCAGCCGGUAAACACAUACUCCACCUUUGGAGAUAGAGUGGAUAAAGUUUUGCAUUCGCUUGAGCUCCUUAUCGAAUACCAAACCCGUAUUGCUACGGAAAGCGGUAUCAGAGUCUUCCAAAGUCUGGAUGCCAGGAAAUUCCUCUUAGGUUUCGAUAUCCUAGAUCUUGUCAAGUCUCGACCUCAGUGCGUCCCUCGUAUUGAGCGGUUCAGCUCAGGGGAUAACAGCUGGGUCAGUUUGUUGCCUGCUAUAGGUGUGCUGCCAAUCUUCGGCAAGGGAUUCGGCGACCUCAUCUGUCCCAGCUACAACAACUGGAGACUGAGCUGGAACCAGGUGGAUUGA